Anarrhichthys ocellatus (wolf-eel) is the source of this 2739-nucleotide messenger RNA. It is a transcript of the gene ddx20, whose product is annotated as DEAD (Asp-Glu-Ala-Asp) box polypeptide 20. Gene Ontology annotation, molecular function: nucleic acid binding; RNA helicase activity; ATP binding. The transcript is spliced from 11 exons. The record is from RefSeq and is a predicted model, not a curated record. NCBI's taxonomy places the organism in Eukaryota, Metazoa, Chordata, Actinopteri, Perciformes, Anarhichadidae. The coding region runs from base 106 to 2445 and encodes 779 amino acids.
CCCCUCCCCGUCACAAGAGGGCGCUACAGAAACAGCAGCUGCAGCUCCCAACGCUCUUUAAAGCAGCUGAGUCUGAUCAGCGGGGGGUAAACAAGUCCAGUCAACAUGGCGGCCUCCGUGAGGAAAGCAGCCCACGACAUCGAGACGCGAAAGCGGACCGACGAUGUGCUUCUAUCGGAGGGAAUCGACUUCAGCUCCCUUCUGCUCUCUCGGCCCGUGCUGGACGGACUGUCCUCCGCGGGCUUCCGGAAGCCGUCCCCGAUCCAGCUCAAGGCGAUCCCGCUGGGCCGCUGCGGACUAGACCUGAUCGUACAGGCCAAGUCCGGCACGGGGAAGACGUGCGUGUUCUGCACCGUCGCCCUGGACUCUCUGGUUCUGGAGAAUCCUGCAACUCAGGUUCUGGUCCUGGCUCCCACUCGUGAGAUAGCGGUGCAGAUACACUCGGUGGUGAUGGCCAUCGGCUGCACCAUGGAGGGCCUCGAGUGCCACGUUUUCAUCGGGGGCCGACCCGUGAGUCAGGACAAAACCCAUCUGAAGAAGUGCCACGUGGCGGUGGGCUCGCCCGGUCGCAUCAAGCAGCUUAUCGAGCUGGGCAUGUUAUCCACCGCCAGCAUCAGACUGUUUGUUCUGGACGAGGCAGACAAGCUGCUGGAGGAGGGCAGCUUCCAGGAACAGAUCAACUGGAUCUUCUCCUCUCUGCCAGUGAACAAACAGAUGCUCGCGCUCUCCGCCACCUACCCAGAAUGCCUUGCUCAGCACCUCACCCGCUACAUGAGAGAGCCCACUUUUGUCCGACUCAACCCCAGCGACAUGGGCCUUAAAGGUCUGAAGCAGUACUACAAGCUGGUGCCGUCCCAUCCUUUACCUCACAAGAUCUUCCAGGAGAAAGUGCAGCACUUGUUGGAGCUUUUCAGUAAACUCCCGUUCAACCAGGCUCUGGUGUUCUCCAAUCUCCACACAAGGGCUCAGCACCUGGCAGACAUCCUGUCCUCCAAAGGCCUUCCUGCUGCUUGUAUCUCAGGCGGUCUGAGUCAGGACCAGAGACUGGAGGCCAUGUCCAAACUGAAGCAGUACCAGUGCAGGGUGCUGAUCUCCACUGACCUGACCUCCAGAGGUAUCGAUGCAGAGAAAGUGAACUUGGUGAUAAACCUGGACGUGCCGAAGGACUGGGAGACCUACAUGCACCGGAUUGGACGGGCCGGACGCUUCGGCACUCAGGGGCUGGCUGUGACCUACUGUUGCCAUGGUGAGGAGGAGAACAAGAUGAUGGCCAUCGCUCAGAAGUGCGGCCUGAGUUUGUCCACGUUGCCAUCCGUCAUAGAGCCGGGGUUGAUGGACGAGUCGUGUGACUGGGACGUCUGCACCGAGGCGUCCGCUCCAGGCGCUUCAGCUCCGCUCUCCUCCCGGACGCAGAAGAAGAAGCAGCAGCAUCGUGACGCGGAUCAAACUAUGGAGCACAGCGGUCAAAGGAAGCCCGACAAGAACAUUCCUACAGCCCGACCGGGAGCGCACGACGGAGGGAAACCCAGGAAAACGUCUCCCGAUGAGGACGCUCUCCAGCAGCAGCAGCGUCCUGCUCCUCCUCUUCUUCGUCCUCCUCCGGCGGCAGUGGAGGCGACUCGCAAAGAGCUGCAGGACGCUCUGCCGAAGAUCCCUCCUCUCAGCUCCUUCAAGAGCCGCAGGUCGAGGUUUGUGGCCUUCGAGGAGGCCGAGCGGGACUUCCACGGCUUCAUCACGGCGGGGCCGGGGAGAUCGGUGGAGGUCAUCAGGGAGUUUGGAGGUGGAGGGGUCGGGGACCAGAGCGGGUAUACAGAGUCCUUCAUGCUCGACGACGCUGACGGAGGUGAAAGUUUAAAACUAAAGAGAGGUCGGAGGAAAUCUGACUUUUCGCCUCUGAGGUCGGUUUCUGGUUCUUCGAGCUCGCAACCGGACGACGACGACGAGACGAAUCGGACCAGAGGAGGCGACUACGGAGUGCUCAAGACCGAAGCCGGACCAACACCCACCGCGUCCAAACCGAAGGCAGACGCCGAUACAUCCAGAGCUGCUGCUACGCCCGAAAUAUAUCGCCAGACAUCCUGCGCUUCGAGAGUCAGAGCGUCGCCUCCGCCCGAGAGACGCGAAUCCAGACCGAGCGAGCCGAAGACUAGCAGACACGAAUCCAGAAAGAUUCAAGAGAAGACUGAGAGACGGAGCAAGAAGAGUUCAGAGCAGAAGAGGGAAAGGGAGGAAAGCACACAUGAUGAUGAAGAGGAGGAGGAGGAAGAAGAAGAGUGGAGCGCUGAAGCUUACUGGAGAGCCAGCUACAGAGCCUGGAACGACUACUACACCUCCGUAUCUCCUCUCCAGGAGCGAGGUCACCAGAGCUACUACAGCGCCGCUCAGAGCUGGAUGGCAGCGUAUCGUAUGAACGCCGUCUACGUGGAGGAGCUGCUGAAGCGCUGACCGUCUGUUCAUCGGGUGAGAAGAUGAGUCUGAAUGUCUCUCUGCAAGAAAGGACGGUUUGCACCUCCGCUCUCACACAUGGCACUUUUUUGAGUGUUUUUUUCUUUUCUUUUUUCAAUGAAUUCAUACAAUGUGUCUUUUCUAAAUAAAUGACCAGUAUGGAGCUUGGAUUUUCUUUUGUUAUGUCUCCACACAUUCACAAAACAUAUUGUUCUUUCUAAAUCUAUCUCUCUAGUGUCCAGCAGGGGGCGACUCCUCUGGUUGUAUAGAAGUCUAUGAGAAAAUGACUCUACU